Babjeviella inositovora NRRL Y-12698 is the source of this 353-nucleotide messenger RNA. RefSeq lists its product as uncharacterized. Bases 40 to 234 code for a protein of 64 amino acids. Lineage: Eukaryota; Fungi; Ascomycota; Pichiomycetes; Serinales. The transcript has a single exon. The record is from RefSeq and is a predicted model, not a curated record.
GCCACCACAGAAUCCGCUACAAUUACAUAUUUACAUCCCAUGAGAAUCGUGAAGAGCCUUAUUGUCAAAUCCAUGAGCAGCAUCAAGCUCAAGGGGCUAGCCCGGUCGUUCUAUAUUCUCCUAUUGAUAAUUCUCCAACUUGAGGCGCUAAUUAACGCCUUCAAGAGCAAAGUGAGGAUCCUAAAGCGAGUCAUUCGAAGAAAAAAGGCGGAUCAUAUCAUCAUUCAGAGUUGAUCUGCUCCAUCGGUCUUGGGCCGUGCUGGGACUUUCUUUUCCCUCCUUCCUUGAAUUAAAGGAAAGAUGGAGCCAGCAUUGGACAAAACCGCCCCUUUCAUACAGUUUAUAGAAAACCU